AAGACAUAAUUAAUCGAUCGCCGACGUCUGCGCUCUGCUUGAAUUGCGCUCUGGCCACCAUUCCCUCUCUGCCCAGCUGCACCCAGUUUUCUGCUCGUCCACUGGAGAAAUGGCAACGACGGUGAAGCUGAACACCGGUGCUUUAAUGCCCUUGGUCGGGCUUGGGACAUGGAAGUCUCCUGCUGGUAAAGUGACAGAAGCAGUCAAAGCGGCCAUCGCUGCAGGUUACAGGCACAUUGACGGCGCAUACGUCUACCACAACGAGGCUGAGGUGGGAGAAGGUGUUCAUGCCAUGAUCAAGGAAGGUGUGGUAAAGAGAGAGGAUCUUUUCAUUGUCAGCAAGCUGUGGUGCACUUUCCAUAAGAAGUCAAUGGUGAGGCCAGCCUGUGAGAAGACCCUCAGUGAUCUGAAACUGGAAUAUGUAGACCUCUAUUUGGUGCACUGGCCAUUGGGUUUUAAGCCUGGCAGUGACGACCUUCCCGUUGACAGCGAGGGAAAGCUUAUCAGUGAUGACACUUACUUCUUGGAGACUUGGGAGGCCAUGGAAGAACUGGUUGACGCUGGUUUGGUCAAAGCUAUCGGUAUCUCCAACUUCAACAAGGAUCAGAUUGAAGCCAUUCUCAAUAAGCCAGGCCUUAAAUACAGGCCUGCCACCAACCAGGUGGAGUGCCACCCAUACUUGACGCAGGAAAAGCUGAUCAACUACUGCCAAUCUCAGGGCAUCACUGUGACGGCGUACAGCCCCCUGGGCUCCCCUGACAGACCCUGGGCUUCGGCUGACGACCCACAACUCCUGGAGAGUCCCAUCAUUAAGGCCAUCGCGGAGAAGCACAAGAAGACGACGGCUCAGGUCCUGAUCCGCUUCCAGGUCCAGAGGAAUGUGAUUGCGAUCCCUAAGUCCGUCACGCCUCAGCGCAUUCAGGAGAAUUUCAAAGUCUUUGACUUUGAGUUGUCCGAGGAGGAAAUGAAAACCAUACAAGGAUUCAACCGGAACUGGCGAGCCUGUCCCAUGCAGUGGGGCACAAAUCACAAGGACUUUCCAUUCAAUGCUGAAUACUGAGCAUCCAUGGGGUUUGCAGUGACAGCUCAACGUUUGUAGAUUGAGCUUAAGAUGCACUUAAUGAGGCCUUGUGUCAGUACAGAUUUACACACUCCGCUCCAUUUAUUCAUUGUGCGUCUGAGUUUUGCACUAGUGUGGUAUAAAUUUAUAGUUUUUGCUUACAUUGGCUUUUGUCGUUAUGCUAUGGAAAAUAAGAACGUAGUUCCUCGUUGUCAGUUCUACGUCAUGCAGUGCAAGUGUCAGAUAUUUCAGUGAAACUGCAUUUGAAUUACACAAACUUGCCCAAAAAGUUUUUUUUUUUUUUUUUGUUUUUAGUAAAAAAAAACAUCAUCCUCCUUCAUUUAAACUUGUUUUUAUUCUUAAUUUGAAAUGUUGAAUCACAUGGGCUGUGGUGUCGGUGCCUUCGUUAUGCAUAACUGCAAACACUGCUUAGUGACAAAGGAGUUUUCCCUCAUUAGUGUUGCCCGUGGUAUGAAAUUAUUACUCUCUCUCUCUGUGUCAGCUGAGUACUUCAAUAAAAACAAAUCCUGUGGGGCAAAAAUAAAA
This is a messenger RNA of Solea solea (common sole), 1606 nucleotides long. RefSeq names its product aldo-keto reductase family 1 member B1-like. The transcript has 10 exons. Gene Ontology annotation, cellular component: cytosol. The record is from RefSeq and is a predicted model, not a curated record. Bases 110 to 1060 code for a protein of 316 amino acids. Gene Ontology annotation, molecular function: aldose reductase (NADPH) activity. Lineage: Eukaryota; Metazoa; Chordata; Actinopteri; Pleuronectiformes; Soleidae.